AUGGUUUGGUGCGGGGAAGUAGAAAAGGGUAGUGAAGGAAGCUUAUCUCCUGCAAUUGGAAGGCUUUCUGAGCUUAAAAAGCUUUCUUUUGCCAAUAACUUGCUGGAGCCUCAAGGACCCAUUCCUCAAAGUUUGGGUUCUUUAUCAUCUUUACAAAUCCUUAACCUGCAUAACAAUUUUCUCCAUGUUAAGAUCUCGCAAACAUUAGUCAACAAUUCUAGCAAACUGCAUUCCUUAGAUGUGUCAGGAAAUUUCCUAGUAGGAAGAAUUUCUCCUUACAUUGAAAUACUACGAACUAAGAGGUUUCUAAGUGUUGCUAACAACAAUUUGGAAGGCCCUAUUCCAUGGGGACCUUGGUUCAAGUAUGGUGCUGACCCAAGUGCUUUCUCUGGUAAUACCAGACUCUGUGGCCGGCCACAAAACGCUUAUCCGAAUAGUAAAACAGCAACCUCUGAUUUGUGUUCUUCAGCGUCGUCAUCGUCUUCUUCUUCAAAGCUUUCGGCACAUGAUCAACUGGAGAAGCAACAAUCACAAAGCCUUCUUUCAAGUGUUUUAAAGAGGUCAAUUCCUGAAUCUUCACUCUCAACUGCUCCAAAAACGGGGAUUAUGUUAGAAGAUUUUGAUAAGUUACCUCCAUCUCUAGCACCAGCUCCAGCACCAAGAGCAAUCUCUGCAGUUAUUUGUUCAUUUGUGUAUAGAAUGCUCUUGUACUGUAUCCGUGAAAGACCCAAGUAUCAGGGUGCUAAGAUUUGCAGUUCCCUAAUUAAAAAGGCUAAGGAUUUAGCCUUCUUAAAUACAGAGGAUGGUCUCACAUUAGCAGAUCUCAUAGGAAAAUGGGGUUCUGGGGAAGCUUACAGGACACAGCUUCAAUAUGGCACGGAAAUUGCCAUUAGGAAAAUUGCUCAACCAUCUCUCAAUUCAACAGAUAUAUCAGAUGAAGACACAAAGCUCCAGAAUUUUAUACUUUAG
Cryptomeria japonica (Japanese cedar) is the source of this 969-nucleotide messenger RNA. Its product is annotated as leucine-rich repeat receptor-like serine/threonine/tyrosine-protein kinase SOBIR1. Gene Ontology annotation, cellular component: plasma membrane. The transcript has 4 exons. The coding region runs from base 1 to 969 and encodes 322 amino acids. Gene Ontology annotation, biological process: hormone-mediated signaling pathway. NCBI's taxonomy places the organism in Eukaryota, Viridiplantae, Streptophyta, Pinopsida, Cupressales, Cupressaceae. The record is from RefSeq and is a predicted model, not a curated record.